AAAAAGGCUAUCCCUCUCACCCCCACACCCCAUAUGCUCGGCUCAAUCAUCCAAGGAAGGGAGAGGAACUCUGAAACUACUCCAUUUCUUCAUCCAUACACGCACCAAGUUGAGGGAGGAAGAAGAAAGGAAAAAAGAGAAGAGAAAAGAGGAGUUUAGGUGGGAAAACUUGUGUUUAGCAAGGUAUUCAAGGAACUUUCACGGAGUUGAAAGAGUCGCCGGAGUUGUCGCCGGAGUUCGUUGAAGUUCGCCGGAGUUUCGCCGGAGCUAAAUCGGGAAGGCUAGAACUUCAUAAGCUUCAUUAAGGUUGAGGCUAGAGUCCUACUACCUGCACCUUUGCCUAGGGUGACUGAUCGAGAAGGAAGACGUGGUUCGUGCUUCCAUUCUUAUUUCAAAUGUAUAAACCGCUCAUGGAUUUUUGAACAAUAUUUUCAUCAAAACAGUUGGGGGUCUGCGUGCCCGUGUUUGCCACGUGUGGCUAAGUAUCAAACAUUUUAUUAUUUCCGCAUUUGUUUUAUUAUGAUAUUGAUGUUGAUUGUAUGUGUUUACUAAUCGGUUUGGCAAUAGAAUCAAUCAGACGCCUUGUACAACUCAAUAGGGAUGAACUGUUGUUGUUCUUAUCGGGUUGUACGGCGGUUGUCUACGUGGCUCGGAUGCGGUCCGGGGCGUGACAAUUUAGUGGUAUCAGAGCCAUCGAUUUCUAAACUAUAUAAUUAACCUCUCAAUAUGGUUAUCCUCAAAAAGUCUUGAAUAAAACCAUGAGCAACAGUUUUUGUACUUAAGGAACCGUUGGAAACCAAGUUAUUGACCUCUUAUUGUUAAGACGGUACCCUUAACAGUUUGUUGGCCAUAAUGUUGGACCAAGUGGUGUCUUUUGUACUAAUCCGUCGAUUGACAUUGAAACGAGUCUAAUGACUCAUUCCUUAUUUCUUUCAGAAAUGGAGGGUGGACGCAGGAUAACUAGGAGGAACCCGACAGGGCAUGUGCCGGGGGCCACCGGGCAUGCCACUCGGGCGGAAUCACGGACCUCUAGGGGUAGAGGCCGGGGCCAAAGCCGAGGAGGAGGCCGAGGCAGGGGUCGUGGGCGUUCUACAACGCCGAUGGCAAGUAGCACACGUGUCGGUUCUGUGCACCCAUCUAGGGCCACCGAACCGGACGAUUUCACGUAUGCUCCAAGCACGGAGCAAGAGGAGACCCCGUACAACGGGGAGGACUUUGAGGAAGAAGAUGAGGAUGAUGAUCCUCAUUAUGACCGUAUGAGUGAGGUACUAGAAUGGUACCUCGAGAAUAAGGCAAAGAGAGAACAGCGGCGCCAAGCUAGACAGGCUAGGCAGACCAUGGGGCAAGGAAGCCGAGGUGCUUCUAGUGCUCCAUCGGGGGCAUUUGGAGGAGACACGAUGGUGCGUAUCUCCAAGUACCUCAAGGAGGCCAGGGCCUUGGGGUGCAAAUCAUUUGAUGGCAAGGGCGACAUAUCUGAGGCCGCCGACUGGAUUAAGAAGCUGAAUGAUGCUUCUAGGGACAUGCAAAUUUCACUCGACGUGAAGUUGAGGGUUGCCACCAGGUUACUAGAAGGGGUAGCUGUUGUAUGGUGGGAAGGCGUGGAGGGAAAGUUCCACGGUGAAGCCACUUGGGAGGAAUUCGAAGUGGAGUUCUAUAAUCAGUACUACUCAACUUUUGAAGUCAAUCUCAAAAGAAGAGAGUACACGAACCUGAAACAGGAGGAUGGUUGCUCGGUGAGGCAAUUGGAACAAAGGUUCUUUUGUUAAUUUGUGCACUUUCAUUUGCUCUAUAAUGUUUAUCUUUCAUUUUCUCUAUAU
Cuscuta europaea is the source of this 1817-nucleotide messenger RNA. Lineage: Eukaryota; Viridiplantae; Streptophyta; Magnoliopsida; Solanales; Convolvulaceae. The record is from the annotation of a GenBank genome assembly.